CUUCGGUUCAGGGAAGGGAUCAACAGUAUCCAGUUUACGGAGGCGCCGUACGUAGCGAAGUUAACUUUUAUUUCUUUUUUUAUUUUGUCAGUUGAACAAUGUCACUUCAAGCCAAUGCUCUCAGUCUGCAGUGUUGCGGUGAUCAGAUUAUUACCGUCAUAGAUUACACCCGUCUGGAAGCCUUAUGUGGCAUCAGUGGACUCGGAGAUGGCGAUUCUAAAUCCACGGCAGAGGCCCAUAAAGAUUUCAUGAGCUCCUAUCAAAAGAUAUUCCUGCGGCCCCAGAAAGUGACCCCGCGUAUCCCGCAUCCUUCGAACUGCAAGCCGUACGUCCCAGUUCCUGUGGGAGGAGCCCGAGGAGGCCCCGGUGCACCCUGGGAUACGAGGCAGAGCCAGGGUCACGGGGGGAUCGCCCAAACGCUGAGGGCUCUGAGGAAACUGCCCAUAGACCGGUCCCAGGCGGACCAGCAGGCUGUGCGCAGGACGCUCAGCUCCUCUCCCUGCAUCUCCACCCUCCUGACCAAUCAGGAGCUUCAGCAGGUCAGCUGCAUCGCCAUCCUGGAGAGCUGGGAGAGGGAGCAGACCAUUUCCAGACCGGACGCCCCUGCCGACGUCUGGAUGGAGGGCAAGCUCGCUCAUCCUCCCCCUGCCGGGGGAGCGGCUAUAUCUGCAGACCGUCUGGCCCCAGCCGUUGUGUGCCUCCCUGCCUCCUCACCCUCUGUUUGCGUCUCGUUCCGCAGUCUUGGAAUCAAACGGAUUCACCUGGUGCUGAGAGGCUCCGUGAGGCUGCUCCCGCAGGAGGCCUCCUCCACUGCCACGGCAACGAUUGGGGUGGGGGGCUGUUUCGGGUCUCUGGAGGAGCAGGAGGGUCAAAGGGUCACCCAGUGCGCCGUAACGCUGGACAACUGUGACAUCCUGAGGAUCCCCAGGGCUGCCUACGCCAAACUCAGAGAGGAGAUUGAAGCCCAGAACUCCGCCCUGAGAGAGUCCAUCGUCCAAUCCUGUCCUUUCUACCUCAACUGGCCCAAGCUGUCGAUCAAAAAACUGUCCGACCUCAUCCAAAUGAGACAACUGCCAGCCAAUCAUGCCCUGGUUCGGGAGGGCGAGGUGUGUCCCUACGUGGCCUACAUCCGCACAGGAGAGUGUCACAUCCUUCGGGAUAUCGGGGGACGGGGGAAAACAGGACGAGGGAAAAAGGGCGACAGGUUCGUUGUCGUGGGCACACUCAGGCCCGGGGAGUCGUUCGGGGAGGCCAGCGUGCUCCUGGACCUGCCAUCCCCGUUCAGCGUUGUCACGGCGAUGGAGGUGAAGAUGGCGGUCAUCCUUCCCGGCGAUCUGAAAGGGCUGGACCUGGUGACUCAGUCUCUGAUAGAGCAGACAGAGGAGCCUGCCUAUGGGAAACUGAGUCAGGAGCAGAUUAACAAGAUGUACGUGGCACAGGAGAGACACAAGGAGUGGCUGCACAUCAAGAAACGGGUGGUGAGUGACGCUCUGCUCUACAACGGCAUCACACAGGGACGUGGGAAGUGGAGCCAGAGCAGGGCCGGGAGAGCCCAGCACACACACAUCAAGACCCGCGCUUCCUCUCUGUGAACACACACACACACACACACACUCACACACACACACUCACACACAGACACACACUCACACACACA
This is a messenger RNA of Conger conger (European conger), 1657 nucleotides long. It is a transcript of the gene cnbd1, whose product is annotated as cyclic nucleotide binding domain containing 1. Bases 99 to 1592 code for a protein of 497 amino acids. Lineage: Eukaryota; Metazoa; Chordata; Actinopteri; Anguilliformes; Congridae. The transcript is spliced from 14 exons. The record is from RefSeq and is a predicted model, not a curated record.